Lycium ferocissimum is the source of this 1152-nucleotide messenger RNA. RefSeq lists its product as uncharacterized. Lineage: Eukaryota; Viridiplantae; Streptophyta; Magnoliopsida; Solanales; Solanaceae. The record is from RefSeq and is a predicted model, not a curated record. The coding region runs from base 1 to 1152 and encodes 383 amino acids. The transcript has a single exon.
AUGGGUAGUCACAAAAAGAAGACGAAGCUAGUGAAGCCCCAAGAAAAGGUUAAGAGCUUUGUAGAGCCAUGGCCAAAUCUUCCUAAACAACUCCUCAAUUUUAUUGGAAGCCAAUAUCCUGAUCUAAUGCAAAGCAUCGUUUUUAGUGGUGUUACUAAAUCAUGGAGAGCAGCACCUAAGCAAUGUAGUGCCAACACACUAUUACCAUGGCUUGAAAUUUCCGACAAAGAUUACUACCAGUCCAAGACUCAUCAAGAGCAUAAUUUCAACAUCUCAUUUAAACCAGGUAUAUAUUGGUGGUGCUGUACUAAUAGAAGGCCAUGGGAUAAUGUUUGGACCCAUUUUCAUGGUUGUUCACAUGGAUCGAUUGUCGCUGGAGGGAAGGAUCCUGCAAAUUACUGUCUCUUGGUUCCUGGUCCAAGGAACGCUGGUCGGGGUAUUCCCCCUUGGGAUGCCACGAUUCCAUUUAAGUUCGCAACUUUGUCUUUUAAUCCUUCCAAUAAUUGUAAGAUCCUCUCUGUGAUGGUGCUAACAGGCUGUUCCUAUCCACUUUUUGUGGUUUGUCCUCCGGAAUAUCCAUUGAAAUGGAUGAAAGAAACAAGCAGCCUUGUCGAUCCGAAUUGUUCAAAAAGACAACUUAUGAGCCUUACUAACGCCAUCGGCUUGAAAGGGAAGUUUUAUGCAUUAAGUUUGCAGGGUACUUUAGCGGUUAUUGAAGAAAUUGAAUCUAAGUUUCAAGUCACUAAAUUAAGCAGAAGCCGCGCUGUUCCAUCGGUUUUCUCAAAACACUUCACAGAGUAUCUUAUUGAAUCCAAUGGAGAGAUCUUGUUGAUUUUCUUGAUAUCAGAACAAUCAAGUAGGAAGGUGGACAAAGUGGAAGUGUUCAAGCUCCAGAUGGAUGACCUAUCAUGGUUAAAAGUGGACAACCUCGGAGAUAGAACAUUGUUCGCAGGGACUAAAUGUUGUAUGUCAGUUACUGCAAGUCAACUGGGCUGCAGAAGCAACUGUGUCUAUUUCAAUGAGCAUACCACUAAUACUUGGCGGCUUUAUGAAAUGGAAAGUGCUACUAUUUUUCCCUGUUUUGAUUAUUAUGGUUGUCAAACAAAAAGUCCAGCAUGGGAAGAGCAAAUAGUGGAGAACAAUUUCUUGUAA